AUGUACCAGUUUAUGAACCAAAGUAUGACAUGGCUUGACGCUCAGAGGUACUGCAGAGCAAGAUUCACUGAUCUGGCCGCUGUUAUGACCAUGAAUGACGUGAGAAGGCUGGUAACUACAGUGGAUCCUGGAUACAACGGUUCAGUAUGGAUAGGUCUCCAUGCUUUGGGGGUGGGACGCUGGCUUUGGUCUAUGGGAGACAGCGCAAUCUCCCAGGACAGUAUGUGGCAGCCAGGAGAACCGAGUGGUGAUGGGGAGUGUGUGAGGAGUUUUAGUGGAAGCUGGUAUGAUGAGAGCUGCAGCACCGUUCUCCCAUUUGUGUGUUUCAAUGACAGCACUGGUUUUAUUAUUAAUAAGACUGCUAUGACAUGGAGAGAUGCUCAGAGUUACUGCAGACAACACCACACUGAUUUGGCGAGUAUCAGCAGCCCAGAGCAGCAGAAUCUGAUCAGUAAAGAAUCAUCGCUCUGGAUUGGUCUGUUUCUGGACUCUUGGGAAUGGUCGAAUCAGUGGAGCUACUUCUUUAGAUACUGGGCAGCAGAUCAACCAUUACUGAGUUUAGUGUCUAGUAACUGUGCUGGCAUGUCAGCAACCGAUUCUGGGAAAUGGGCUCAAUAUAGCUGUGAUCUAAAGCAGCCUUUUAUCUGCUAUGGAGAUGACAAGUUAAUAAAAAAACAGGUUGUCAGAGUGAAAUUGUCCUGUAAUGGAAAAUGCACACUGAAUGAUCUUUCACUACAGACGACCGUUCUGAAUGAGUUAAGCAAAAAGCUGAAGAGCAUGGGGCUGGAAAGUGACAGACAAUUAAGCUGGAGAAAGGGGCAAGAUGGAGAAGUGUUUCAUCAGGAGAGAAAAUCUAGAGCGAGUUCAAAUAUUGUGUGUAAUAGGCAGUAA
Molecule: messenger RNA, 891 nt
Organism: Sinocyclocheilus grahami
Lineage: Eukaryota; Metazoa; Chordata; Actinopteri; Cypriniformes; Cyprinidae
Product: C-type mannose receptor 2-like
Exons: 4
Coding region: 1-891 (296 amino acids)
Source: RefSeq, a predicted model, not a curated record